AUGCGGGUCCACAAUGGGAUUGAGGAAGAGUUUGAAGUCAACAUCGAGUAUAUGGAGGUGGACCAAAAAUGGUUUCAGAAAAUAAUGCUUCCUGGAGAAUGGCUUAGUGACUCGCAUAUUGAUGUCAUUUUAUACUUUUUUCGGAAAAGGAGGAUAGCAAACCCCGAUGUAUUUACACAAAAAUUCACCACUACUGACACAUUAUUUUGGCAAAAAGUGAAUGGUUGUUGGAGGAUGAAUCAAAAGGCAUGGAACAAAUACAUUUUACCGAAAGAUGACAUCCUCAUCGAUUAUGCCAUGGGUCUUUAUCCUAGGCCUUCUUUGAAAUGGUCUGAGGUUGAUGUUAUAUAUGUUCCUAUUAAUCUAAGGAACACACAUUGGGUAUUGGGAGUUGUCCACCUUCGUAGUAGGAAAAUUUACAUUUAUGACUCCUUAAAGUCAAUUAACAAACCCAAUGGAUUGAAAACACUCAUCACACCAUUAGCAAUGUUGUUACCACGUAUCUUAAGUGCUAUAAAAUACUAUGAGGAGAAUGGUGACCCCAAGGGUGAUAAAGGGUGGGACAUUGAGAUAUUGAACAACAUUCCACAACAAACAAAGGAUGGUUAUUGUGGAAUGUUUUUGAUCAAAUUUGUGGAAUACCUAUUGCACAACCAUCCAAUGGAUACACUAACAGGCGAGCGGAUGGAUUGGUUUCGUGAGAAAAUGGCAGUGGAGUUAUUUUUCCAUAAAGGACUUCCUAUGUGAUCCCACCACUAUAAAUGGAUUGUAAAUGGAUAGUGGAAGAUGUUUCUAUGUAAUGAAAUUGAAGUUUUUUGUUUGGAAUAUUUCUUUAUUGUGACACUUAUUUAAAUUGUAAAGACAUUUAAGUUUUUUGUUUAGCA
Messenger RNA from Vitis vinifera (wine grape), 884 nucleotides. Its product is annotated as ubiquitin-like-specific protease ESD4. The transcript is spliced from 5 exons. NCBI's taxonomy places the organism in Eukaryota, Viridiplantae, Streptophyta, Magnoliopsida, Vitales, Vitaceae. Gene Ontology annotation, biological process: protein desumoylation. Gene Ontology annotation, cellular component: nucleus. Gene Ontology annotation, molecular function: deSUMOylase activity. Bases 1 to 747 code for a protein of 248 amino acids. The record is from RefSeq and is a predicted model, not a curated record.